This is a messenger RNA of Austrofundulus limnaeus, 2424 nucleotides long. RefSeq names its product zinc finger GATA like protein 1 (gene zglp1). Gene Ontology annotation, molecular function: zinc ion binding; sequence-specific DNA binding. Gene Ontology annotation, biological process: oocyte development; spermatogenesis; regulation of transcription by RNA polymerase II. The transcript has 5 exons. The coding region runs from base 132 to 1799 and encodes 555 amino acids. Gene Ontology annotation, cellular component: nucleus. Lineage: Eukaryota; Metazoa; Chordata; Actinopteri; Cyprinodontiformes; Rivulidae. The record is from RefSeq and is a predicted model, not a curated record.
UUAUAUCCUCUAAUCAAGACGAAUUAAAAACACCUGUGCAGGCUCAAAACUCUGUCCACUCCCCGGUUCCCUCAUGGCAGCCGUCCCCAUCGGUCCCUGGUAGGUUUGAACGUGCAAGAAACCACCUCAGCAUGACCACUGGAACGACGAAAGAAGUUACUUUCAUCCAGGAAAACCAGAGCAAAGCCGAACAUUCUGCACUCUUCUACCUGUUCGAGGAAGUCUCCAAGCUUGACCCACCUGUCCCCGCGAGUUUCCUGGACGCAAAUUCUCCCUCCGAGUGGCUGAAUGAGAUGUCGAGAAAGAGACGUUUUAGUCAUGGAACAGAAGACGAAGAUGAGUGCUCCCUUAAAGGUGCUCGAGGCGCUCGUAAGUACAGUUUGUCGUGUAUGUUGUCAUGCAAUCGGGUGAAGAGCGUGAGCGAGGAGACCGGUGAUGUCUCCGAGUCGGAUGAGCCACGCUGUGAAUGCAGCAGCCCCUGGAAAGUUCUGAGCCUGAUCAACCUGACCUGUGAGCGACUCCUCCAUCAAAAAGAUGCUGAGGAGGAAAACUCAACUUUAGAACUGUCUUCAACAAAAUCCAUCCAAUCAACGUCAGCACCUGCACCUCCGUAUGGAACAGAGAGGGAAAGUGAUGGGGACAGCCUUGAUUGCGCUUCGGAGAAAAUCACAUUUGUUUCUCCUGUGGAUUUGAGACUGGACAGUCAGCAGCUGCAGUUCUGUGUGAAAGAUGCUGGUGAAAGCUGCUGUGUGCACCAACAGCCUGCAGAGCAAACUGACCCCGUUACCUCAGAGAUGCAGGAAGACGGCUCCAUUGUGUCUUUGCAAACUUUAUGCAGAGACGGAGAAGAGUUCAGCAUUAGCAAACAAUUGGACCAGGAGUGUUUCUCUACUAAAAAAAAUGCAUUUAUCCCCAAAAAGGAAACCCAAAGCUCCACAUGUCUAAAGGCCGAGAUGACUCUUAGUUCAGGUUAUAGUGCAUGCGCGGGCCAGUCGAAACCACCACAAACACUUGACCACAAUGCAAACAUCACUUUGUCUACAAAGCUGCCAUGUGACACCCAGCCACCUCCUCAGAGUGCAGCUCUGCCUUCCUCACAAGCAGCACCUCUCGUAUUCACCACAGCAGAGAGCUGCCGGUCGUCAUCAGGACAAAAUGAGAAAUUCGCAGCAUCUGCACCCAAUCGGCGUCAAACUCCCACUGUGGGUUCAAACCCCGCAGCAGACCGCUCAAGCGGCAACAUUUGUGUGACGGCAUCACCAGCAGAGCUGUGGACRGAGCAAACGAAGGAAUCCGAUCCCCCUCCUCAGCAUCGAACUAAGACUCGGAGGAAACAACCUCACCCGUCUCGCAGCGCCGAUAUCCAAGACCCAGACUUCCAGGGAGUGACGUUCCGGAUCGACGCAGAGCUCGACGACACAAGGGAGCAGUGUCGACUCCUCAUAACUUCAAAAUACAGCAAGAAGCACUGCAAAGCUGUGCGAAAACCAAAGCUGAGGGCGCGAACAUCACAGAAAACGCUUAAAACCAGCAGCUCAGAUGAAGAAAAUGACCUCACAGCUAACGUUGCAAAAAACAAAGUCUGUGCGUCGUGCUGCACCAGGAAGACCCCCAUGUGGAGAGACGCAGAGGAUGGUACUCCACUCUGUAACGCCUGUGGAAUCAGGUAUAAGAAGUACAGAGUCCACUGUGUGUUUUGCUGGCAUAUUCCUCGGAAAGAAGGAAACUCCAACUCCUGCUGCCUGAAGUGUGGAAACUUGGUGAAACCGAGCUCAGCUCAGCAGAAACAUUCCUCUUAGACGACAUCCAAACACAGGUUUUUAUAUCUGUGAUAAAAGCUUCGACACGUCGGCUCAAGACAAUCCUCACUGCUCUCACACUUCUUACUCGUUUACAGUUUAAAGGAGAACAUUUUUGCUACAGUUUGUGGACAAUUUAUUUGCAUAAAGUCAGGCAGAGUUCAGUGUUUAUCUGACUAAAUCAAAGGUCCACACAGAACGCACACAGCUUUUGUUGAAAAACUGGAAAUAUUUUGAGACAAAUAAAUGAGGCAGUUGAACAAAGUUAAGUGAGGAUUGUUAGUCGUCUGCAUCCUGUGUGGGAACGAUCUGUAAAAGAAAGUUGUUUUUGUGUUAAUCUCUACGAUGCGUUCACUGUUACUAAUUUAUUUAUAAGCACAAUUUUCAAGUUAAAUCAAGCUUAAUUUGUCAUGUGGUUGUACCUUCCUUACUGUUUAAGUUGUGUUUAUACAGAACUUUAUUUUUCUGGUUACAUUAGUGCACUGUUUGGUUGUUUUCUUUGGGACAGAAGCAGCGUUUUGUGAGUUUGUGUUGGUUUUGGAUUGUAUUAAAUUCAACAUGAAACAUAUGAUUUGAUUGUUUGUUUUUAAAGGUGUGUGUAAAUAAAACCUGCAGCCGACAUGAA